Messenger RNA from Sinocyclocheilus anshuiensis, 4593 nucleotides. It is a transcript of the gene upf2, whose product is annotated as UPF2 regulator of nonsense mediated mRNA decay. The coding region runs from base 111 to 3857 and encodes 1248 amino acids. The transcript has 22 exons. The record is from RefSeq and is a predicted model, not a curated record. Gene Ontology annotation, biological process: nuclear-transcribed mRNA catabolic process, nonsense-mediated decay. NCBI's taxonomy places the organism in Eukaryota, Metazoa, Chordata, Actinopteri, Cypriniformes, Cyprinidae. Gene Ontology annotation, molecular function: RNA binding; protein binding. Gene Ontology annotation, cellular component: exon-exon junction complex; cytoplasm.
AAUAAUAGUUUUUGAUCAGGCACCUUUGGGGACGCCAUCUUCAGGGGUCCUAAUAUUGAAAACUAUCAAGCGCCGUCGUUUACUGACUAAACUUAUAUUAACUGAAGCACAUGAGUAGCAGUAUGCCUGCUGAACGUAAGAAGUCCGUCAACAUGGAGGAGAGAGAGACGGGCUCCUUCAGCAACAAGGACAGAGACGCAGACAGACAGGCCGCCGCGUCCCGCGACAAGAGCAAAGACGAGACCAAGAUGAGCGCGAAGAAGGACGGAGGCAAGACGGCGGAAGAUAAGAAGAGACGGGCUGAGGAGGACAAGAGGAAGAAGGAGGAGAAGGAGAGGAAGAAGAAAGAAGAGGAGAAGCAGAGGGCAGAGGAGGAGCAGAAGAAGAAAGAGAAGGAGGAGAAGAGACAGCAGGAGGAACAGGAGAAGAAGCUUCUGGAGGAGGAAGCCAAACGACAGAAAGAGGAAGAGGCUGCACAGCUCAAGGAGAAAGAGGAGGCGGAACAGCUCCAGCAGGAGGCGUGGGAGCGACACCACGGCAGAAAGGAGCUGCGCGUGAAGAACCAGCACGCGCCGGAGACGCGUCCCAAGGAGGCCUUCUUCAGCCGCCUGGACUCCAGCCUGAAGAAGAACACGGCGUUCGUCAAGAAGCUCCGCACGCUCACGGAGCAGCAGCGCGGCUCGCUGUCGCAGGACUUCGACUCGCUCAACCUCAGCAAGUACAUCGGCGAAGCCGUGAGCUCCAUGGUGGAGGCCAAGCUGAAGAUCUCGGACGUGGGCUGCGCCGUGCAUCUCUGCUCCCUCUUCCACCAGCGCUACACUGAUUUCGCACCGCAUCUCCUUGCCGCCUGGAAGAGACACUUCGAGGCCAGGAAGGAGAAGAAGUCGCCCAACGUGAGCAAACUACGAACCGACCUGCGCUUCAUCGCCGAGCUCACCAUCGUGGGUCUGUUCACGGAUAAAGAAGGGCUGUCGCUCAUCUACGAGCAGCUGAAGAACAUCAUCGGUGCCGACCGAGAGACGCACACUCACGUUUCCGUCAUCAUCAGCUUCUGCAAGCACUGCGGAGACGAUAUUGCCGGGCUGGUGCCACGGAAGGUCAAGAACGCGGUGGAGAAGUUCAGCUCAUCCUUCCCUCCCAGUCAGAUCAUUAAUGCGGAGAAACAGCAGCCGUUCCAGAACCUGCUGAGAGAAUAUUUCACCUCUCUCACUAAACACCUGAAGAAAGACCACCGAGAGCUGCAGAUCAUUGAGAGGCAGAACAGGCGUAUCCUGCAGUCUAAAGGAGAGCUCAGCGAGGACAGACAUAAGCAGUAUGAGGAGUUCGCCACCUCCUAUCAGAAGCUGCUGGCGAACACGCAAACGCUGGCUGAUCUGCUGGACGAGAACAUGCCUGAACUUCCUCUGGACAAAUCCAUCCAGGAAGAACACGGUCCGGGCAUCGAUAUCUUUACGCCGGGGAAACCGGGAGAGUACGAUCUGGAAGGAGGCAUCUGGGAGGACGAGGACGCGCGUAACUUCUACGAGAACAAGGUGGAUCUGAAGGCGUUUGUUCCUGCUAUCCUCUUCAAGGACAACGAGAAGAGCAGCCAGACCAGCAAAGUCGAAGCGCUGGACAUCACUGAUGAGCCGAUAGAUCUGGACGUAGCCGAGGAGGCCGAAAAUGAAGAACUGGCCAAAAAGUUACUGGAUGAGCAAGAGCAGGAGGAUGAGGAGGCCAGCACCGGCUUUCAUCUCAAACUCAUCGUGGACGCUUUCAUCCAGCAGCUCCCAAACUGCAUCAACAGAGACCUGAUUGACAAGGCUGCAAUGGAUUUCUGCAUGAACAUGAACACCAAGUCCAACCGCAGGAAGUUGGUUCGAGCUCUUUUCACGGUGCCCAGACAGAGGCUGGAUCUGUUGCCGUUCUACGCUCGUCUGGUGGCCACUCUGCACCCGUGUAUGUCUGACGUGGCAGAAGACCUCAGCUCAAUGCUCAAAGGAGAUUUCAGAUUUCACAUCAGAAAGAAGGACCAAAUCAACAUUGAGACCAAGAAUAAGACCGUGAGGUUCAUCGGGGAGUUGGCCAAGUUCAAGAUGUUUUCCAAAACGGACGCACUGCACUGCCUCAAGAUGCUGCUGUCUGAUUUCUCUCACCAUCAUAUUGAGAUGGCCUGCACACUGCUGGAGACGUGUGGACGCUUUCUCUUCCGCUCACCGGAAUCUCACCUGUGCACGAGCGUCUUACUGGAGCAAAUGAUGCGUAAGAAGCAGGCUCAGCAUCUGGAUGUGCGUUACGUGACGAUGGUGGAGAACGCCUAUUACUACUGCAACCCGCCGCCGAUGGAGAAGACGGUGCGCAGGAAGAGGCAGCCGCUGCAGGAGUACAUCCGCAAACUCCUCUACAAAGACCUGUCCAAGGUCACCACUGAGAAGGUGUUGAGGCAGCUGAGGAAGCUGCCCUGGCAUGAUGCUGAUGAGAAGAGUUACCUGAUCUGCUGCAUGAUCAACAUCUGGAACGUCAAGUACAACAGCAUCCACUGCGUGGCCAACCUGCUGGCAGGACUGGUGGCGUAUCAGGAGGAUGUGGGCAUUCAUGUGGUGGACGGCCUGCUGGAGGACAUCCGCCUCGGCAUGGAGGUGAACCAGCCCAAGUUUAACCAGCGGCGUAUCAGCAGCGCUAAGUUUCUGGGUGAGCUGUAUAACUACCGUAUGGUGGAGUCUGCCGUCAUCUUCCGAACGCUCUUCUCCUUCACCUCGUUCGGUGUGAACACAGACGGUUCCCCGAGCCCGCUGGACCCCCCCGAGCACCUGUUCCGCAUCCGCUUGGUCUGCACCCUGCUGGACACCUGCGGACAGUACUUCGACCGCGGCUCCAGCAAGAAGAAGCUCGACUGCUUCCUCAUUUACUUCCAGAGGUACGUCUGGUGGAAGAAGAGUCUGGAUGUGUGGACUAAAGAUCAGCCGUUCCCCAUCGACAUCGAGUACAUGAUCACAGACACGCUGGAGCUGCUGCGGCCCAAAAUGAAGAUGUGCUCGUCUCUGGAUGAGGCCUGUGCUCAAGUCACACAGCUGGAGAGAGAGUUCCUCGUCAAACUGGGCCUGGAGAAAGACGGCCGCUCCUCCAGCGCCAUGGGCGAGAACGAGCCUCUGGAUGAGGAGGACGAUGAUGACGAAGACGAGAGAGGUGCGGAGACCGAGGAGCAGUCUGGAAACGAGAGCGAGAUGAAUGAACCCGAGGAGGAGGAGGGCUCAGACAAUGAGGAAGAGGAGCGUGAGGAGGAAGAGGAGAACACAGACUAUCUGACCGACUCCAACAAAGAGAACGAGACGGAUGAAGAGAAUAACGAGGUCACUCUCCGCAGCGGAGGACUCAAACACGUGGCGUGUGCCGAGGACGAGGACUUCAUCCAGGCGCUGGACAAAAUGAUGCUGGAAAACCUGCAGCAGCGCAGUGGAGAGGCAGUGAAGGUCCAUCAGCUGGAUGUGGCCAUUCCCCUGCAGUUAAAGAGCCAGCUGAAGAAAAGCCCGGCCCCCUCCUGCGACACAGACAUCAGCGCCACCAUGCAGUUUGUCAUGCUCACACGCAAGGGCAACAAACAGCAGUUUAAGAUCCUGAACGUGCCGCUGUCAUCUCAUCUGGCGGCGAAUCACUUCAACCAGCAGCAGGUGGAGCAGGAGGAGCGCAUGCGCAUGAAGAAGCUGACGCUGGACAUCAACGAGCGGCAGGAGCAGGAGGACUAUCAGGAGAUGAUGCAGUCACUCGCUCAGAGACCCGCUCCCGCAAACACCAACAGAGAGCGCCGGCCGCGAUACCAGCACCCUAAAGGAGCCCCGAACGCGGACCUCAUAUUCAAGACUGGCGGCAGGAGACGCUGAUGAUGUAAGACUGAGCAAACGAGUCAAAGAGAGACAUGGAGAGAUGGACAGCGGUGCUGCUCUGGGACGGAGACAGCAUCACCACGGCAACCAGAGACGAGCCGCAUCAGCUGGUGGACACGGAUGGGAACACACACACACACAUACACAUGCUGGGCUGAAAUGUCUCAGCAUGGACACACAGGAUGGAGGUGGUUUUAUUUUGCCAGGAACCGCUUGAUGGUUCGAUAGCGAGCGAACGGAGACUCUAAUGGAGAAAAACUCAGUGUUUUUGUCCUUCAGACAAACUUUGGGACGUGUUCUGAUCUUUCUCCUGAUGUUUUUUCUCACUGAGCGAGACGUGCAUGGGCUGAACGCAGCUGCUAACACAUUCGCUGUUGCAGUAAAGUGACUUUUUGUGACCGUGAGAAUGCUUGUUUGUGUCUGUGCUCUCUAAAAACACUCACCAGCUUGUUUUACAGCCGUCGUGAGACGCUGAACUCACUAACUAGUGCAGCUGAUCAGAUGCAGUCGAGCCGGACACAAACACGCGCCUGUGGGAGGACUGGUAACGUGAACGUCUGUUUAUCUGCUGAAGGCCUGUAAGUUUGGGACUCUUUUAAGUAUCUUUAAAAUACAUAGAAACAACUUAAAUCGCCCCCUGAGGCUGUUUUAGUACAUGAUUUGCAGCUCAUCCUGUCUAUACACAUUAUUAAAAUUCAUAAAACCACAACAUGAUUAAAUUCAGCUUUAAAUA